AUGCUGCAGAACGUGCGCGGCCUUGCGUACCGGAUCCAGUCCUUCCAUGGCGGCAGCGGCAACAUGUCGGUGCGUGUCGGCACGAACUCUCGCAUCGACAAGGGCGCGCAAGAAAAUCAAAAGUCGUACGUGGCGCUGACGCGUAUCCUCUCCAACCUCGUCGCUGGUGCCCUCGUCUUCCUCUCGGUUGCUACGCUCAUCGUGCUUCUCUCCCAGCACAUGUUUGCCCGCACGAUCGUGUCGGCGAAUGCGCAGACUGAGGGCUUCUUCUGGGCGCCCUACGGCCAAAACUGCAUGCUCAAUGCCAACGGCUUUGUACCCAACACGUGCUCGGCCGUGGAGGAAAGCGCGAUUGUACCGGCGGCGUGGACGGCCGUCGGCGUCGCCCUCGCGCAGCAGUGGUCGCUCGAACUUGCGAAAGCAAGUUCGCUGUACAUCACGACGUGCAGCAUUGGUGGCACCGCGGCCGUGGGGUGGGCCAACCUCGAGUUCAUCGCCGGGUACACUGGCUUCCCCGAGUGUUUGCCGACAAACGGCGCGCAGCCCGUCGCGGGCAUGGCGAUGAUCGAAACGACGAUCCGCGAAAAUCACCCGGACGGCGUCUACCUCAUGACGCUCUACUCGGACCUGACGCCAGAAAUGCAGCUUGUCCAGAGCUACGUGAGCACAGACGGAUCGGUCGCACCCCUCAUUGAGAGCGUCAAGCGAACCGUGAUCACGCAAGCGGGUGGCAUUGAAAACGACGUCCUUGGCUUGAGCAGCAUCAUCACGUCACGCCCGCUUGGCAACCGGUACUUGGUCACGUCUGCGUGCCACACCGAGAUCGAAGAGCUCUCGGGGCAGAUCUCAGCCCUAGGACUCACCGGCUGGAGCCAAGGGGCACACUCGAAAUUGCCCAUCGUGCCGGGCUGGAACUGCGGGCACACGGUCGCCAACGCCAACGAACUCAUCGCAAUUCAAGUCAUUUUCGCCAUCAUGACGCUCUUGCUGCUCAGCGGUGACCUCCUCACCACAUAUCAAGGGCUCAAGGGUGUUUUGGGCGGGAAGCCAGUGCUUACGUACGCGAUUCUCUCGGGUCUCGAGCGGCGCAAGCUGCUCCUUGUCUGCAUCCUCGUCAACGCGAUGCCCGGUCUACUCUACAUGGACGUCUCGCGCAUCUACUACUUUACAGACAACGGCUUCAAGAUCUGGAGCCUCUCUGCUCUCAUGGUCGCGAGCUUUGUCUCGUUCGGGUGGCUCCUUGCACUGAGCAUUCUCGAUUGGCUAUGCCGACCGCUUCGGUCGCUCCUUGGUCAAAAGUGCUUGACGUACUCGGCGCCGCUCUACAUGUAUGCGUCGAUUGCCGCCAUUUUCUACCUCCUCGCGGGCAACGACAUCCUCUUCAAACAAGUUUACAAUGCGUUUUAUGCGGCCCCGCCGUUCAUUGGUAUGUUUAUCAACAAUGCGACAUGGCCGAGCGGCGCAUACGUCGCCGACGGCACCCCCACGGCGUUCACGGAGCUCCAAAGCGAUAUUUUAACACCGCUGUUCGUGGCGUGGGCCGCGUCCAUUGGCUACGCAACGCUUCAUCGCAUCGCCAUGGCGCGCCGGUGCGACGGUGUAUCGUCGGCAGUGGCAUCCACGUCGAGUAGGAUCUUCCUGUCGACCAACUGGUGCAGCACCAACUCGUUCCUCUCGCACGUGACGCCCCCCAACGUCCUCACGACGCUCCCCCUCGAGCAGACGAAUGCCAUCAAGAUUGGCAACCGCAUGUUCUGUAAGCCGAGCACGAUGGCGCUGCUCGGGUAUGCCACGGUUCUCAAUGCGCCCGACGCGACCGCCUCGAUGAAGAAAGGCGACGAAGAGUUUACGAUCGUGAGCAUUUACAGCUUGGUGCUCGCGUUGUACGGCCCCAAAUGGGUCUGCGUGACGCCCCGCGCCGUCGGCGACAUUAUUGCUAAUACGUUCCGAGAGACCAAAGGACCGCUCGACAGGACCAAGUCGUACAUCUACACGCGCGGCACCUGCAUUUCCUAAGUAGAUUUACAUUUACAAACGUGUACAACAUGCAUCAACGAUUCGCCA
Saprolegnia diclina VS20 is the source of this 2064-nucleotide messenger RNA. RefSeq lists its product as hypothetical. The record is from RefSeq and is a predicted model, not a curated record. Lineage: Eukaryota; Oomycota; Saprolegniomycetes; Saprolegniales; Saprolegniaceae. The transcript is spliced from 16 exons. The coding region runs from base 1 to 2016 and encodes 671 amino acids.